AUGUCCCGCGGCUCUCGGCUCUGCUGGGUGCACCCGAAUGCUCAGCCGGAGCUGGCCCCUGGGCUCCACAACACUCCACCCAGCCACGGCCGCAAGUCCCGCCGUCGCCUCAGCGCCUCGUUGCCCAGCGCCAUCUUUGAGCCUGGCAUUGGCGCCCCAUUUCCGCAGGGGCGGAGCCGUCUCCAGGGCAACCGCGCGCAGCCCAGGCAGCUUGGCCGGGCAGGGAGCGCGGGAGGCAAGCUGGCGACGCGCGGGCCGGCGAGCGGUGAGGGCCCCGGGCGGCUGGGGCCGCUGCAGGACGAGACCCUGGGCGUGGCGUCCGUGCCCUCGCAGUGGAGGAGCGCCCAGGGCAUCCGCGGGGAGACGAAGAGCUGCCAGACCGUGGGCAUCGCCACGGCCGAGGCCGGGGCCCAGACCCGGACGCUCGCGGACGCGGAGGUGCAGACGGAGGCCCCGGCGCCCGUCGCCGAGCUGCGGGUGGCCCGGCACGAGGGCCCGCGGCUGGCAGCCUUCCUUCGCCGCGUGGAGCCCCUGGUUGUGCGAGAGCUGAACAGGAACUGGCAGAGCCACGCCUUUGACGGCUUUGAGGUGAACUGGACGGAGCAGCAGCAGACGGUGACCUGCCUGCACACUCUGGGCUACCCGCCGGCCCAGGCGCAGGGGCUGCACGUGACCAGCGUGUCCUGGAACACCACCGGCUCCGUGGUGGCCUGUGCCUACGGCCGGCUGGAUGACGGGGACUGGAGCACCCUCAAGUCCUUCGUGUGCGCCUGGAACCUGGACCGGCGCGGCCUGCACCCCCGGCAGCCUUCGGCGGUGGUGGAGGUGCCCAGCGCCGUCAUGUGCCUGGCCUUCCACCCCACGCAGCCGUCCCACAUCGCAGGGGGCCUGUACAGCGGCGAGGUGCUGGUGUGGGACACCGGCCGUCCCGAGGACCCGCUGCUCUGGCGCACAGGACUGACCGACGACACGCACACGGAUCCAGUGUGCCAGGUGCUGUGGCUGGCGGCGCCCCGGCACGGACACCGCUUCCAGCUGCUGAGCGUGGCCACCGACGGCAAGGUGCUGCUUUGGCAGGGGGCCGGGGCUGGCCGGCUGCACCUCACGGGGGGCUUCGCCCUGGCGGUGCAGCAGCUCCCGCGCAACACCAAGCUCAAGAAGCCCCUCCGCGGGGAGACCCAGGUGGGCGCCACGGCGGUGGCCUUCUCCAGCUUCGACCCCAGCGUCUUUGUCGUGGGCACGGAAGGUGGCUUCCCGCUCAAGUGCUCCCUGGCAGCGGAGGAGGCCGCCCUCACCCGGCUGCCCAGCUCUGUGCCCCUGAGGGCCCCUGCGCAGUUCAGCUUCUCCCCCCACGGGGGGCCCAUCUACUCCGUGAGCUGCUCCCCCUUCCACAGGAACCUCUUCCUGAGCGCGGGCACCGACGGCCACGUGCGCCUGUACUCCAUGCUGCAGGCCCAGCCCCUGACCUCCCUGCAGCUGUCCCGCAAGUACCUGUUCGCUGUGCGCUGGUCCCCCGUGCGCCCGCUCGUGUUCGCCGCCGCCUCUGGAGAAGGGGACGUGCAGCUGUUUGACCUCCAGCGGAGCGCCCAGAGGCCCACGGUCUCCGUCCGGCAGACCCAGGACGAGAGCCCGGUCUACUGUCUGGAGUUUAACGGCCAGCAGCCCCAGCUCCUGGCGGCCGGCGACGCCGAGGGCGCGGUGAGGGUGUGGCAGCUGAGCUCCGAGCUCACGGAGCAGGGGGCCCGCGAGGUGGAGGCCCUGGACCGGCUGGCGGCCGAGGUGGCCACCUGAGGCCGGGGGCGCGGCCGCGCUGUGUGUGUGGAGCUGAAUGAAGUGAAGACAAGCUUUUGG
Molecule: messenger RNA, 1851 nt
Organism: Condylura cristata (star-nosed mole)
Lineage: Eukaryota; Metazoa; Chordata; Mammalia; Eulipotyphla; Talpidae
Gene: DYNC2I2
Product: WD repeat domain 34
Biological process (GO): intraciliary transport
Cellular component (GO): ciliary plasm; cytoplasmic dynein complex
Molecular function (GO): dynein light chain binding; dynein heavy chain binding
Source: RefSeq, a predicted model, not a curated record